Messenger RNA from Pelmatolapia mariae (spotted tilapia), 3012 nucleotides. RefSeq names its product GIPC PDZ domain containing family, member 1 (gene gipc1). Gene Ontology annotation, molecular function: protein binding. The record is from RefSeq and is a predicted model, not a curated record. The transcript is spliced from 7 exons. The coding region runs from base 473 to 1486 and encodes 337 amino acids. NCBI's taxonomy places the organism in Eukaryota, Metazoa, Chordata, Actinopteri, Cichliformes, Cichlidae.
UUGGGCUGGCACUAAGCUAACUCUACAGCAGCAUACCGACACACAUACACACAGAUACACUUUACCCUUAAACCUUAAUAGGCCAAGUUAGCCUGUUCGUGACGCAGAAGUAAGAAAUAUUAAACACUGUCUGUAUAGCUGUAACGUCAUUUGCGAGUGCACCGUUAGCAGGCUAACGAUAGUUGGCUGAAACUCGUGCUCCGCUGAAAACCUUCCACUGCAGGCUGCUGGACUUGACAGAUCCAGCUAUGUGAGCUGCUCUGAUGUGUGGAUUCCUAAAUCCAUACAGUGCGUGGUUGAGACAGCUCUCAAGCUGGUCUACAGGACAACACUAUUACUGUGACAUACAUAUCCAGCAGACCUGCAGCUGAUUUAGCUGAGCAGGUGUAUGUUGGUCAAGGUUGUAGCAUAACUCCCCAGAGCUGCCUCCAUCCUCCCUUCCUCUCCCUCUGCAACCCCUCAUAGGACUACUAUGCCACUGGGAUUGGGAAGAAGGAAGAAGGCGUCCCCGCUGGUCGAGAACGAGGAAGCGGAGCCUAUCCGCGCGGGUCUCAAUGUGCCAGGUAUGGAAGGCAUCGAUGGUGGGGUCGUCGGGCUGGGAGAAGGCGCCACCUCCGAAGGCCUGCCGCCGCCACCUAACAGCAUGCGGCCUCGCCUCAUCUUCCACACCCAGCUCGCUCACGGCAGCCCCACAGGCCGCAUCGAGGGCUUCAGUAACGUGCGGGAGCUUUACGCCAAGAUUGGCGAGGCUUUUGGGAUACCACCGUCAGAGGUUAUGUUUUGCACUCUGAACACUCACAAGGUGGACAUGGAUAAACUAUUGGGAGGUCAGAUCGGGCUAGAGGACUUUAUUUUUGCCCACAUUAAAGGCCAGAGAAAGGAGAUAGAGGUGUUCAAAGGGGAGGAUGCGCUGGGGUUGACGAUCACUGAUAAUGGAGCCGGCUACGCUUUCAUCAAGAGGAUCCGUGAGGGCAGCAUCAUCCACCAGAUCCAGGUCAUCAACGUGGGGGAUAUGAUAGAGUCGAUUAAUGGCCACCGCCUUAUUGGCUGUCGACACUACGAAGUGGCCAAGAUGCUGAAGGAGCUUCCCAAAGGAAAGGAGUUCACCAUCAAGCUGGUGGAGCCUCUCAAAGCCUUUGACAUGAUUAGCCAGAGAUCUGGUGGGUCUAGGUCGGCUUCAGGGGUUCAGCUGGGGACCGGCAGAGGAACCCUUCGUCUUCGCUCUAAAGGGCCUGCCACUGUGGAGGAGCUGCCCUCUGCAUUUGAGGAAAAGGCCAUCGAGAAAGUGGAUGACCUGCUCGAGAGUUAUAUGGGCAUCAGAGACAGCGAGCUGGCGGCUACCAUGGUGGAGCUGGGAAAAGACAAAAAGAACCCGGAUGAGUUUGCAGAGGCUUUAGAUGAAACCCUGGGAGACUUUGCCUUCCCCGAUGAGUUUGUUUUCGAUGUGUGGGGUGCCAUCGGAGACGCUAAGGUCGGGCGGGUUUAACGACAGAACCGAAGCAGAACGACCUGCUUUGCGUGUGUGCUUGUUACACCCACAACAUUGAGCACUACUAGAAAACCACAACACUACCGUCAUGAGUUUGUUUUUAUUCCACUGCACACUCUUUCUAUUUUUCUGAGUUUGUACUGUUUUUUUGUUUGUUUUUUGGGAGACUCAUCCUUAAAAAUGAGGAUAAUCCAGUAAACAGGAGAGGAAGGUGACUAUGAUGACUUCCAAAGUGCUUUUAUUUGUCUUCCAGCUAUUCCCAGAAAAUACGAGCACGCCAACGAGCAUUUCCUUCGACUGCGUCACAUGAACCUGCAUGUCAUUGUUGUAGUUGCUGGCAGUGGACCAAACACAGGGCAGGUUUCUAAAAUGGGAGAAAUGGCGAAACAGUGGCUGACACAGAGGAGAUUGAUGUGUAUAAUUUUUUUUUAAUUUUUUUUUGAUUGUUGCACUGUGUUGCACGCGCUGUAAACCAACUACAGAAGUGAGCAUGGAUUGCACUGUACCUGGUGAGCGACUCUGUUAUUGCACAAGCAUGGGUCUCCCUGAAGUACAGUGUCGUCCUGAAACACUAAAUGUUACUGUGAUGGAUCAGUUUUACAAGCAUGUGCUGUUACAUUUCUCUCCUCAUAAUGAAUUCUGCUGGGUUUUUUUUUCUUUCUUUUCUUUUUAAGUAAAGGUAAAAGAAGUGUUCUCGGAGAGAAGUCAUAGUAAAUUGUAGCUCCUGACUAAAAAGACCAGAGGUGUUUGUUUACUGUUAACACACUCCAUGAUGUAAUGAAGUUAACUGUGCAGACUGUCUUUCACACAUUUGACAGUGUUUGAGAAAAUCAGUGUUCAUUUACUUUCGUUGAAGUAUGUGCUAGGAGAAAGAGAAGAACGCCGGGCCGGUCUCCAGCUUGUGGAUCGUGUUGACUUGUUAUUUUUUUAUAGCCGGUGUGUUUUUUAUAUGAGGUGAUGUGAUGUCUAUUUUAAAACAAGGUUUGUAUAACUGACGAAUAAUGAAAACUUGUGUUGCAGUUUAUUAUGGAGAGCAGUAUUACAGAAGAAGAAAGAAGUGAUGAGUUGGAGUAGUUGUUUUAAAAAAAAAAAAGGAAAAGAAAAGACAAUAGAUCUGCCUUCAUUUCUUCUUAUUUCUUACAUUUUAUAUACUUUGUUAGAAGUCUGCGUUCUGGUGCGUGCGAUUGAAAAAUGAGAACACUUGAAGCAGAAUGGGACCAAAUGACUUUCAUCUCCUGCAGUCGUUUGUGUUCACUGAAAGGAAAAAAAAUACGGCGGCAAUGUUGCACCAACUACUCGGUUUAGGUAAACACACGUCUUAAAGAACUCUGGGUGUUUAACCUUUUCAGUAUAUCCAAAUGUAUGAAGCUAUUUUGUAGUUUUGUUUGAUUCUUUCAGAGUUCAUGGAUAUCUAAAUGGGUUAUGAUGCUAGAAUACUGUAAAACUAAGGAGAAUACAUUAUUUUGAUGGCUUUGUAUUACACCGGUGUCAAUGUCCAAAUAUAAUGCAAUAACAUCCACACA